AUGGCUGCGUGGAACCGCCACCACCAUUUCAACAUGCUCAUGGAUGAGAAUGCCAAAAACAAGUUGGGCGUGGUCGGCGGCGGCAUGCCGGAGGCAGCUGGCGGCGAACGACGCCACGUGCCGUUGUACGGGAGACUGGUUGCUGAAGACCAGCUGGCGUCCAUGUCCGCGCCCUCAGACAUUCAGGUGAGCGCCACAGCUAUGCAGGCCCGAAUACCACAUCACUUUCGAGACCCUUCGACAGCUCCACUAAGAAAACUGAGCGUUGACCUCAUCAAAACCUACAAACACAUAAACGAGGUAUAUUACGCGAAGAAAAAACGGAGAGCGCAACAGUACCUGGGCGAGGAUGGCUCGCACAAAAAAGAGAGGAAGCUAUAUAACGACGGCUAUGAUGAUGAUAACCAUGAUUACAUCAUCAAACAGGGCGAGAAGUUCCUCGACCGGUAUGAGAUCUCCUCGCCGAUUGGGAAGGGAUCUUUUGGACAGGUUGUGAAAGCGUAUGACCAUGAGGAGCAGUGUCAAGUAGCGAUUAAAAUAAUUAAGAAUAAGAAACCCUUCCUAAACCAGGCACAAAUAGAAGUCAAGUUACUAAAAAUGAUGAACAGAGCGGAUCCUGAAAAUAAGUAUUAUAUAGUGAAACUGAAAUGUCACUUUAUGUGGCGGAACCACCUGUGCCUAGUAUUUGAGCUGUUGUCGUACAACUUGUAUGACCUGCUACGCAACACCAACUUCAGGGGCGUCUCGCUCAACCUAACGCGCAAGUUUGCGCAGCAGUUGUGUACCGCGUUACUGUUCCUUAGUCAACCUGAACUAAAUAUAAUUCACUGUGAUCUUAAACCCGAGAAUAUACUACUAUGCAACCCGAAAAGGUCAGCCAUUAAAAUUGUGGAUUUCGGGAGCUCGUGUCAACUAGGUCAAAGGAUAUAUCAAUACAUUCAAUCGAGGUUUUACCGGUCGCCGGAGGUGUUGCUCGGCGUACCUUACGACCUCGCGAUAGACAUGUGGUCGCUGGGCUGCAUACUCGUCGAGAUGCACACGGGCGAACCUCUAUUCAGUGGAGCCAACGAGGUCGAUCAGAUGAACAAAAUUGUCGAAGUACUCGGCAUGCCGCCUGAUCAUCUGCUAGACCAGGCACAUAAAACAAGAAAAUUCUUUGACAAAUUACCAGCGUCAGAAGGCGGUGGUUAUGUAUUAAAGAAAGUUAAUGGAAAGGAUGGAAGCGGUUACAGGAAGUACCGGCUGCCGGGCACGCGGCGGCUGCACGACAUCCUCGGCGUCGAGGGGGGCGGCCCGGCCGCGCGACGCCGCGGGGAACCCGGACACUCCGUCUCCGAUUAUCUCAAGUUCAAGGACCUAAUCCUCCGUAUGUUGGAGUACGACCCCAAACAGCGCGUGACGCCGUACUACGCGUUACAACAUAAUUUCUUUAAGCGGACCGCAGACGAGUCCACAAACACACAACAAGCACAGUCGCAUCACCAACACGUGGGCGCGCGCGUGUGGGGCGGCGUGGGCGGCGCGGGCGGCGCCGAGCGCAUGGAGGUGGAGGGCGCGCGGCGCUCGGCCGAGCUGCUGGCGCCCGUGUGUCCGCUGGCGCACAGCCCCGUGGCCAUCCACUAG
Molecule: messenger RNA, 1623 nt
Organism: Spodoptera littoralis (African cotton leafworm)
Lineage: Eukaryota; Metazoa; Arthropoda; Insecta; Lepidoptera; Noctuidae
Source: the annotation of a GenBank genome assembly